AGAAAUUUCUAGGAAGGACAAAUCUAACAUUAUGUCAAUAGUUGAUUAAAUGAAAAAGUUGUAAUUGGGGUGACUCCUUCAUAGUUCAUUACUAUAAUAAUAAUAAUAAUAAUAAUAAUAAUAAUAAUAAUAAUAAUAAUAAUAAUAAUAAUCAAAAAUAAAUCAUUGAAAAAGAGAGAAUUAUUAUUUAUUUAUUAACAACUCUCAACCCGACCCGAUCUACUCCACUUCUUCCCCAAAUUUGAAGUUGUACCAAUUUUGUGGCUAUAAAUUUCUAAAGCAAUACCAAAUCUAGGGUUCCCAUUUUCCCCCAAUUCCAUCUCAAUUCUCCGUCAAUCGAUCAUGAGCAAAAAAGGCUAAAGCCCUGGACUUUUUGCUGUAACGGGACUUGGGAGGUCAAACUUCAGAGCUUUAGUUUGUGGAAGACGAUGAAGCAAUGACCACCACACCUCAAGAUUUGGAUGAUCCUGAUCGUAACAAGGUUGAAAACAAUGGGUCCAGUGUUAUUAAUCACAAUACCCCUAUUUUAGAUGAAGCUAAAGGUAAGGGAAUUGAAACUGCUGACCCAGUGGGUUCAUCUCCCUCUGUGAAAUCCUCACCAACAGCUAAAGGAUUUGGCUUAAAGAAAUGGAGAAGGAUCAGGCGGGAAGCACACAAGGAUGGGGAUAUUAACACAGACAGUGCUAGGUUGUUGAAGCGUGGUUUGUCGAUCUCCGCUGCAAAUUCUGCAAAACCUGUACAUUUGUCCGCUGGAACAGUUCGAAAUAGCGAUGGAUCUGUUGCUUCAGUAAAUGCACUGUUGAGGAGCCCUGAUGUUCUUGUUGAUGGCUUUGGUGUAACUGGUGAUUCUGGGUUAGCGAUUCAGGCGUUAUUUUUUGGUGGAACGGACUCAGACAAUAGUGAGGAUCGGAGUAGUAGGUCUUCGACUGCAGCCAGUGCUCCAAAGCCAAGGUAUGAAGCACCUGUGGUCCAUGGUUAUGUGCCUGUUAAGUAUGGGCAGAGGACUAUGAGUGGGAAGAUGGGUACUUCAGCUCAGCAAUCUCAUCGGGGUAAGGGUCAGUCUGAAACUAGUAAAAAGCCUAGAGGACAGAGGGUCAAAAUUGAGAAGGAAAACUCUCAUUCAAGCAUGGAAUCUGACUCACAAUGCUCCAAUUUUCCCUCGAUGCAGAGUAAUUAUCAUGCAACAAGUAAUGGUAUGCAAGGCGGAAGCUCAGUGAAUAAUGAUGGACAAUUCAGUGAUGAAGCUCUCGCCAGAGAAGGACCAUUCAACGAGGAAAUUCAGACUGCUGUUGACAGAAGAAAUGGCAAGGAGUGUGAAACUCAAGAAGAUCUGGGCACUGAAUCCACCUGGGAGGUUAAAGAAGAGAGGAGUGAGUAUCAGGGGCUGUCCACAGAUCACGAUCCUCUGCUGGAGUCCAUCAUCACCCUUCAAGCUGCUCAGGAAAAUCUUGAAAGAGAAAUUCAGAAAUGGAAAGAAAUUAGAAUAGAAGAUGACGUCAUUGACCAUGCUCUUCAGGAUGUUUGUAUACCUUCAGAUCUCAGUUCAGGUGACGCAGAUUUUGCUGGACCAAACAAAUCUGAACAGCCGCAGUCCAGGAACGGUGUGCAACGUUCAUUUAACUCGUUGGAGUCUGAAGUGGUUAGCUUAAAGCAGAAUGUUAUACUAUUGCAGAACAAGCUUAAUGAUGAAACCGAAUUGAUUAAGUUAAAGGAAGCGAGAGUUGCUGAACUGGAAACCGCCAUCUUAAGUAGUAACUCAAAGAAGGAAGAAAAGAAAACAGGAAACGGUUUGCACCAGAGUACUGAGGACAUUGAAAGAAAGCUUGAGGGCCUCUUUAGGCAGAAGAUUGAAGCUGAAGUUGAGUAUUUGACGAUAUCUAGGACAAUCCAAAAGCUGCGAGCUGCAGCGGUUGAUGAAGUUGCCCUCCUGGAAAAACAAAAGAUAUCAGUUUCAGAACAAGCACAGAUGGUGAAGAACCUCGGUGAUUCAGAAAUGAGGGUUUCGAUGCUCAAAUCACAGGCUGCAAAAAUGGAAAAAAAUUACUGUGAUGAUGCGGCCAACACUAGUAAAAAUCUGGAGCUGCAUAAGAGCGUCUGCAAGUAUAGUUCCUAUUUUUUGAUACAAUUGGUAUUGCUGGCUAUCGUCUUCGGACUGUAUAUGUCGCAGAUGUCACCUGAUGCUGUUGAAGUUGUACCGACAUAAUUUUGAGAAGUGAGUCUUUUUCCUUUUCUCUCGUAUUUUCAACUUUAGAGCUACAGUGAAUGUUAAUUAGGUCGUUUUGUAUGUUCAUAGAUAGAUGGAACCCCUAUUUUCCAUUUUGUCGAGUCGAUAUUUAAUUCAAUGAUAAAUAUAAAGAAUGAUUUGGUGGCUCAUAAAUUUUAAGAUUUGCUGA
Messenger RNA from Capsicum annuum, 2393 nucleotides. Its product is annotated as WPP domain-interacting protein 1. The coding region runs from base 437 to 2203 and encodes 588 amino acids. NCBI's taxonomy places the organism in Eukaryota, Viridiplantae, Streptophyta, Magnoliopsida, Solanales, Solanaceae. The record is from RefSeq and is a predicted model, not a curated record. The transcript is spliced from 3 exons.